Somion occarium is the source of this 4648-nucleotide messenger RNA. Lineage: Eukaryota; Fungi; Basidiomycota; Agaricomycetes; Polyporales; Cerrenaceae. The record is from the annotation of a GenBank genome assembly.
GCGUCAACUUGAAACAAAUCCAUAACAAUGCACAGGCCCUAAAGCAGCUUGAAGCUUUGAAGGCCGCCUGUGCCCAUAGCCUGCAGUCCAGAUUAGAUGAGGCAAAUCUUGCUCUCUCUGAACGACACAUGUCGACAGAAUGAGACCGGAUAACCAGUCCAGAUGUGACAGAACCAGAUUGAGAACAAGGACCACAUCUGAGACCCCAUCGGAUGUGAGAAUUCUGUUGACCCUGCAUGGUGGCCGCUGCAUGUUCUAUCGAGCGCAGUAAAUAUUAAGCAAAGUGUACGGUAUAAUGACGGGAUAUCUGCAGACUGCAUCUCUAAUCAAUAACAGACUUCGAACAAGGAGCAACUCACCAUCAAAAAUUGGGUUUUGCAGGUAUGUCACCUCUAGGAGUACAGUCUCAUAUAACAUGUAGAUUUGCGAUGAACGAGGUGGAGAGCUUUACUGGAAACAAGUCAAAUGCAAAGAGGGAAGUCACGCUUCUCGCGCAUGUCACAAAUGCCAUGCGAGACGUGACCCGGGACAUCUAGGGCAGGCCGCGCGAUGGUUAGCAUCUAGCUUAACCUAGGCUGGUCGUUGUCGGCGACGACCUCCAACUUGGACCACCCAGUUUUUACCUCUAUACGUCUGGCGAUCUAUCGUAAGACAUAUACUGAAGUUAUAGCGAGUCUUUCUGCCUCCCUUACGAGGUCCUACAUUGAGCUGUUGCAGCGGCGGCGGCGUAAUUCUUGUACUAUCUAAUAGACAAUACGGUCAUAAUGGCCACUCCAACGAGCAGCACACCGUCUCUUACUCCCUCAAGAUCACCAAGCCCAGAGCCUCCUGUCCAACCAGACCAUUUCUACGGCAACGACAAUGCCAAUAUAUCCUCUCCGAGCUCGGAUGGCAAGACUUGGCUCGACCCCGCUGACGACCCUCUCGCGCAGCGUGGUAUACCCGUGUUCAAACCUACCAUGGAGGAAUUCCAGGAUUUUGAAGGAUACAUGAACAAGAUCGAGUGUUGGGGAAUGAGAAGCGGAAUAGUCAAGGUGAUACCCCCUAAGGAAUGGACCGACGCCCUUCCACCUCUUACGAAUCAGCUUGCAAAGGUCAAGCUGAAGAAUCCGAUUGAGCAGCACAUGCUUGGCCGUGGCGGCCUCUUCCGUCAGGAAAACACGGAGAAGAGACGUAUCAUGAGCGUGCGAGAGUGGGCUGAGCUUUGCGCAGAGGAUGACUAUCGCGCCCCCGGUGUUGACGACAUUGGCCUGCACGCUCGCGCGACGAACGGAAGUGCAAGGCCCAGGACGAGGAGAAGUAGACGCAAAGGCAGGGUCUCGGAGACUGCCGAACCGGCUAUGACGCCAGAUGUGCAGGUCAAGGACGAGCAUGAGGACGACGACGAGUUCAUCGCAAGCAUCUCUCAUAUCCAAGACAAAGAUAAAUCGCCAUCGUCCUCAAACGGCGGGGCUGGUAGUCCCGAUGUUCCCAACGACACUGAUGGCCGUAAUCCGUCAGAACAGGAGCCAAACGACCCAAGUGUCCACAUACCUGCUGAGCAGCCGCCCGUUGAUACCCUGGAAGGUGACGAGGAAAAACCAAAAUCAAAGGGAGGAAAGAAAUCGGGGCAGAGCAGAGAAGCCCGUGAAGCCGCACUCGCUCAACGUGCUGCAUUGGACCGGGCUUUUUUGGAGUCGUUUGAUCCUCACUCUGAUUGGCUUCCACCGAACACCACUCAGUUUGACUACACCGUUGAUUUCUGCAAGGAGCUUGAACGACAGUAUUGGCGCAAUUGUGCUAUCGUAAAGUCUGCGUGGUAUGGCGCCGACAUGGCAGGUUCUCUGUUCACAGAUGAAACUACUGCUUGGAACGUCGCCCAUCUCCCCUCAACACUCUCCAGGCUACUUCCCACCUCCUCGAAGGGUCUCCCAGGCGUCAAUACGCCCUACCUUUACUUUGGUAUGUGGCGAGCGACCUUUGCCUGGCACGUCGAGGAUAUGGAUCUGCUUAGCAUAAAUUACAUCCACUUUGGUGCCCCCAAGUAUUGGUAUGCGGUACCUCAGGCACGAGCGGGUGCCUUAGAACAGACAAUGAGAGGAUACUUCCCCAAAGAUACAUCUCAAUGUUCACAGUUCUUGCGACACAAAUCCUUCCUCGCCUCGCCAACGUUACUUUCCCAGUCAUCAUGUCGACCUAACACACUUGUCCAAUCCGCAGGUGAAUUUGUCAUCACCUACCCGCGCGGAUACCAUGCUGGCUUCAACCUGGGCUUCAACUGCGCAGAGAGCGUCAACUUUGCACUGGACAGUUGGUUAGACUUGGGUCGGAAGGCGAAGGCCUGCGAGUGUGUCAGUUUUAGCGUACGCAUCAAUGUCGAUCAGCUACUGGCAGAUCGUGAGGCUGAGCGACUGGAAGCUGAGGCUAAAGAAGCUCAACCCGCCAAAUCCACCAAAGCUAAGACUUCGAGAAAACGCAAACAGCAGCCAACUGAGGGCGACCAGCCCAAAGCGAAGAAGAGCAGGAUGAAGGCGAGCAAUCCCGAAAACCCCUCAAGUUCGGCGUCGUCUUCCAAAGCCGCACAGAAAGUCACUCUAAAGUUAGGACCGAAACCCAAGGAACCCGAAACGUUCCCUUGCUGCCUAUGCGUUUCUCAAAGCCGAGAUGGUCUUCUCCGUGUGCACGAUCCACCGCUGUGGAGGAAAGAGGGUGAGGGCGGUGCAGGCGACGUUUGGAUGGCCCACGAAGAAUGCGCAAAUGUCAUUCCCGAGACAUGGGUGGACGAGAUUGAGGCACCCGCUCCAGACGGCUCGAAUUUCAAAGAACAAGUUGUGUUCGGAGUUGACGCCAUCGUGAAGGAUCGUUGGAAUCUGAAAUGCACGGCUUGUUCGAAAACGAAGAGCAAAGCUCAUGGGGCUCCUAUACAAUGUACCAAAGGAAAAUGUCCGAAGGCAUUCCAUGUCUCUUGUGCUCGCGAUGGAGCAGCUCUUGGUAUCAUCUACUGCGUGCUACGUGAAGUCGAGAAAGAAGUUGUUCUUCUUGAUACUCAACUGGUGGAUCCCCCACUUGCAGUCCAUGAGAACGUCGACGCGAUGGCUGUGGACCCUGCGCUCUUAUCUGUCAACCAUAACAUGGCGGUUGAUAGCGAAAAAUUUCAAGGACCGUUGCAAGACUCCCGGGAGCCCUCUGCAACUGUCCUCAAACUCAUCAAGAAAUGUGAAGUUCAAGUGCUCUGUCCGCAGCAUAAUCCUGCUAUCGCCGAAGCUAAGAAAGCACAGAAACAGGACAGAAUACGGAAUGAUCUGCUUGCUCUACCUCCGAUGGCGCGUAUCAAAUUGAGAGUGAGCGCAGGUGUUUUCGAAGUCACGCUCGUACGAGUGAUCGAAGAGACCAAGUCUGUGGAAGUUCUAUGGGAUCGUGGAAUGAAGAGGGAGUUCAAAUGGGGGAGUGUGGUAUUUGGUACGACGGAGACUGUCGUUGGUCAGAAGCCUUCUGAACCAGCGGCAGAGCCAAUACGACCUCCCGAAGCUAAUCCACCUCCUCAGUUUGCCCCUUUACGAGGCACAGCUCCUACCGUACAUAUUCGACAAUCAUUGCACACGCCAAUGUCGACCCCUGGGGCAGGCCCGUCACAACCUACGGCGCCACCAUCAUCAUAUCCUCUACCGCCAACCCAUUCUGCAUACCAUCAACACACUCACCAACCGCCCAUGUACCCACACCCAUCGCAUUACCAACACCAUAGCACGUCGACAUACCAAUAUGCGCCUGGAAACUGGGCGUAUCAGUACCCACAUCCAUCUCAGCCAUAUUCCGGUAACCAUACGCCUUAUCCUCAGUCCCAAUCUCCGUACUACCGUCCAAGCUACUCUUCGUACCCUCAGUAUCAUGGAUUCAGCUACGCAGCACCCGCACAGCCAGGUCCCACUGCAAACAUCUACACUCAUACUCCGCAUCAGCAAACACCACCUCAAUAUCAGCAUCCUCCUACGCCACAGCCUCAGCCUCAAGCGCAAGCUGAAGCUCAACCUCAGGCACCCCAACAGACUCCUGCCCAGACAGCUACUAUGCGGAGAGAACUUCAAUGGCAGAGGCCGUACACGGGGCCUAAGGCCCCCGCGCAUCCAGGCGCAAAUAUAUCACCGUCAACUGAGACGCUCACAGCAUCUCAAUUGAUAUCUAAUUCUGAGCACUCGUCGCAAACUGGAACCUCGAAUACAGUAUCCCCUGCUCCUUCAGCUUCUCUGACCUCUGAUGUGUCGACGUACCAGGUAGAAGCUCCUGCCUUGCCUCCCUCGUAGUUAUGGACUGUUUUCUUUCACGCUUGCCGGCUUGUUUCGUUAGCUCUGAUCUUACGUUUAUCGUCGUUUAUCCUCUGUAUUGUACUACUCCCCACUUCGAAGAAAAAUACAUCAAUGCUAAUAGACUAUAAUCCAAGGAUGCUGGACGUGAUUAUGCAUGUUCGCUGAUGUAUGUGACUCAUUCAGGUGCAGCCAGAUACGGAAUCUGGCAAAAGGCAUGAGUCGACCCAGGCUCGAACUGAGGACCUUCUGUGUACAUCACAAUGUAAGACAGAUGCGAUAACCGACUACGCCAUCGACUCUUGGAAUGAGCGCUAUGUUGUUAUCAUAUGACUCGGGAAAAAGUAUAAUAAAACACAAUAUCAUAU